This is a messenger RNA of Drosophila bipectinata, 2112 nucleotides long. RefSeq names its product cationic amino acid transporter 2. Lineage: Eukaryota; Metazoa; Arthropoda; Insecta; Diptera; Drosophilidae. Gene Ontology annotation, cellular component: plasma membrane. The record is from RefSeq and is a predicted model, not a curated record. Gene Ontology annotation, biological process: L-ornithine transmembrane transport; L-arginine import across plasma membrane. Gene Ontology annotation, molecular function: L-ornithine transmembrane transporter activity; L-lysine transmembrane transporter activity; L-arginine transmembrane transporter activity.
AUGGAGGAGUUCGCCGAGUACUAUGGAAUGCCCAACUGGAGCGUGACGAAUGUUUUUCGCGUUCUCACACGCAAGAAGCCUUUGGAGGACUCCAAUGAAUCCAAACUGGCCAAGGUACUAUCAGCCUUUGAUCUGACAGCUCUUGGUAUUGGAUCCACGCUGGGAGUGGGUGUCUAUGUCCUGGCUGGUGAGGUUUCCAAACAGUAUGCCGGUCCUGCGGUGGUCAUUAGUUUCCUAAUCGCCGCCAUCGCCUCCAUAUUUGCCGGACUCUGUUAUGCGGAGUUUGGAGCCCGAGUUCCCAAGGCGGGAUCGGCAUAUAUCUACAGCUAUGUCACCAUUGGCGAGUUCAUCGCUUUCCUCAUCGGCUGGAAUCUCAUACUCGAGUACGCCAUUGGUUCCGCCAGUGUCGUCAAGGGUUUAAGCACAUAUCUCGAUCAGCUAUGCGGCAAUCCGAUGAGCACCUUUCUGGGCACCCACAUGCCCAUCAACAUCGAGGGCAUGAGCGCCUAUCCGGACCUAUUUGCCUUUGUGGUGACCAUUCUCUUCUCCCUGGCCAUUGCCGUGGGAGCCAAGGAGUCGACGAGGGUGAACAAUGUCUUCACCAUGCUGAAUCUUGGAGUGGUUUUGUUUGUCAUCAUUGCUGGCCUCUUCAAGGUUUCCAGCAGUAACUGGUCCAUACCCAAGUCAGAAGUGCCCGAGGGCUAUGGUAACGGUGGCUUUAUGCCCUACGGCGUGUCGGGCAUUAUUAAAGGAGCAGCCGUCUGCUUUUAUGGCUUUAUUGGCUUCGAUUGCAUCGCCACUGCCGGAGAGGAGGCCAAGAACCCCAAGAAAUCCAUUCCGUUUGCUGUGAUCGUCUCCCUGGCUAUGAUCUUUCUGGCCUACUUCGGUGUUUCCUCGGUUCUGACCAUGAUGUUGCCCUAUUUUGAGCAGGACGAGAAGGCUCCUCUACCCCAUGUCUUCAGAAUCAAUGGCUGGCAUGUGGCGGAAUAUGUGGUGAGCAUUGGCGCCAUGUUUGGCCUUUGCUCCAGCAUGAUGGGUGCCAUGUUCCCGCUGCCGAGGAUCGUCUUUGCCAUGUCCAACGACGGACUGCUGUUCCGGUUCCUGGGAGACAUCAGCGAAAAGUACAAGACCCCGUUCAAGGGCACCAUGUUGACGGGUCUCCUUACGGGCAUACUGGCUGCCAUCUUUAAUCUGAGCCAGCUGGUGAACAUGAUGUCGAUUGGAACACUGCUAGCCUACUCCAUGGUCGCCAGUUGUGUGCUGAUGCUGCGCUAUGAGGUGGACGAUCGGAGGGAGAGCCGCAUUGCGAGCAAUGGCCGGGUAUCGAAUCUGGAUCAGGAUCAGCCCUGUGCCCUGUGGAGGAGGGUGUUCAAUCUGAAUGGACAGGCAGUGCCCACCAAGCAGACCUCGAGGAUCGUCACCGUUAGUGUUACUUUGUUCUCUCUUUGGUGCAUGGUCUUCUCCCAGAUACUGACCAAGUUCGAGGAGGAUAUAGCAGGUGUUACCUCCUUUGACGUUCUCAAGUUGGGACUGGGUACAAUACCCUUGAUUGUGCUCCUUCUGAUCAUCUCGCGUCAGCCCACGUCCGGAGUAAAGCUGUCCUUCAAGGUGCCAUUGGUUCCCUGGCUGCCGGGCAUUUCCAUUCUGAUCAACAUCUACCUGAUGAUCAAGCUCGACAUUCUCACCUGGGUGCGCUUUAGUAUAUGGCUCGCCAUUGGUCUGACCAUCUUCCUGUCCUACGGCAUCCGUCACAGUCGAUUGAGACAACGGGAGCAGAGGAACAAUUCCAUUGCCAUGAUGCGGGACUGCAGCAACACUGCCCUGUUGAGCGGCCAAGACAGUUCCAAGUACGGUAACGAGGUGCCCCUGAUAUUGAUGCAUAGUUCAUCCUAAAUAUGCUUGAUAUUUAUAUGCAUUAUACAUAUAUACAAGAAAAAUAAGCUAAUUAAUAUACAAUUCUCAUUACCCAUAUGCUCACCUUUGUAAUUUAAACAUGCACUAAGCUUCAUACCGUAAAAUAGGAAACCAAAAACUAUACAAAAAGUACAAUAAGUUAGCUGAAAGCAAUAAACACGAAUAUCUUAUCUGGUAUUAAUAAACAAAUUCAACAAU